UUCUGGCAGUUCGGCCAACUGUAGUAUUUAUGUGUCGAUUAUAGAACUGUUAUUAAUCUUUUAUGUUUUAGUAAGCCGCUUUGUAAUGAGACAUUUAUGAGUACAAACUAAACAAAGACAACAGCUGUGUGUGACGUUUUUGCUCUCCGAUUUGCCAGCUAAAGCUACAGCUUGAGGCUUAUCAACUCAACGCGUAAAGAGGACAGUGAAGUGUCAUGGUUCAGCCCCAACCCCACGGGGGAAGCACUUUGCACUGGGACAUGACAGGAGAAGAGGCCAUAGGCGGUGGGAGUCAUGGAUCCCUUGGAGCCAGUUCUCAAGGAUCACUAAGGGUACCACCCGAACUAGCUGGCAAUGAGGUAGUCCACAGACUGUUGGCAGACAACCACAGACUGCGAGAGGCAUUGAAGAGGAGUAAUGACGCGUUGAAGGAAAGGUGUGAGGAGAUGGAGGGAUGGCAGAGGAGGUCAAGGGAGGAGAGAGAGUUUCUCAGUUGCAGGUUCCGUGAGGCACGGGCUCUUGUGGAGCGGCUGGCACAGGAGAACCAGAGUUUGCAAGGCCAGCUCAACCAUAACACAAGCCAAACAGGAAAUCAUAGUAUGAACAGCGCUUCACAGACAGGAAGUCAAAGCCCAGAUCAAGAGCUAAAGUGCCCUGCCCAUGAACAAAAUGGCCUGAGAUAUUCUCCCGAGUCAGUUGGCGAAACAGAUAAGAAGGACAAGGCAGAGGCUGAGACAUCACCUCGAAGUUUGGCUGACUGUAGUGUGAAUAGCAGCGACAGUAGUAUCAUGCCCAGUUUGGGUGACAGCCUGCCUCUGUCUGAGGUGGAGGACUUGGAGGCAGGUCAUGAACAGGGUGUAGGCGGGGCCUGUCAGCCCACUGAAGGGUCAAAUGAGUUUCUCCAACUGCUUAAGAGCCACAAAGAGAAGCUGGAAGAAAGGUUGAGGGAUCUGAGGAGGAAAAAUGAGGAUCUUGAGAGAGAGAAAUUGGAGAGUGAGAAAGAGAAGGGAGGUUUACGCUUAACAGUGGAGCAGCUCCGCACCAAACUGACACAACUCACAGUGGGUUGUGGAGUAACAGAGGAGUCAGCCCAGCGGUCAGAAGUCACAGGCCACUCAGACAGUUCCCACCUGGCUAAACUCACAGAGCAACUACAGGCUGCACAAGGCAGGUAUAAAGAGCUACAGGAGAAGCUGGACUCUCUCCAAAAAAGUUCUGUUCAGAGAGACAGAACUGAAGCUUUGCUGAAACAGAAAGAGAAAGAAUGUGUGCAGCUGACAAAAGACACUGAGGCUCUGAGAGCCCAGGUCAAGUCUCUGUUGGGAGAGUUACAGGAACGCCAGACAUGCCUGGAGAAGAGCGAAAAAGAGAAACAACAGCUCGAGGAGAAGCUAUCCAGUAAGACAGAUUCACUGCAGUGUUUGGAGCGAGAGAUGGAACAGGUGAAGAAGCAGCACAGUGUGACUGUAGACAAGCUCCUGCUACAGACUCAGCAUCUGGAUACGGCUUUAAAGAACGAACGACUCGUUCUCGUUGAGGAGAGGAGGAAACUGGCUCAGUUACAACAUGCAUACACCUGCCUAUUCCAAGACUACGACUCCAAACUGAAAUCAGAGAACCAAGCAAAACAGAGGGGUGGAGAUGCAGAGGGCUUGGCUAACAGACUGGUAGAGGCAGAGAGAGCCCUAGCUUUGAAACAGGAACAUAUUGACAAACUGAAGGAGGAAGUAGAACAACUCAAAGGCUCAUUGGAGACUGUACCUGUUCUCACUGCACAGGCUGAAAUCUACAAGAUGGACUUCUUGGCCGAGAGGGAGGCACGGGAGAAGUUACAUCAGAAGAAGGAGGAGCUGCAGGAGCAGCUCAAUCAGGCGAAGGCUGAAAUUGACCGACUCAUACAAGAAGGAACCUCACGAGCACGUAUGGAGGAAAUGCAGCAGAGACACAUGGAAGAUUACAGAAAUCGCCUUCCACAAACAUCAGCACCGUUCCAAGGAGCAGCUAUGUUCAACCCUGCACAGCCUACCUCCUUCCGGAACAAUCAGUCUGAAGAGCUGCCUGACUACCGCUGUCCCAAGUGUCAGUACCGAGCCCCAGAUAUGGACACCUUGCAGAUCCAUGUCAUGGACUGCAUUCAGUAAGCCAAGAGGGGCCUGGGAGCAGGGCUACUGAGAAUGUUGUACAGGGACAGAGUCCUGCUCCCCAGUCAAUGACUCUAGUGAGGGACAACAAAGCAACACAACGCAACACAACACAACACAACACAACACAACACAAGUAAAUAACUCAUUGCAAACAGGUAAAAAAAAUGACCUUGGGAUUGUCAAAUAACAAUUGGAAGAGAAACUGAAUUUUGAACUUUGAACUUUGAACUUUGAAUGGCGACCUGAGAGGUGAAAUAUUAGAUUGUCAGUUUUCUUAUCUUGUGGUCGUAGAGCAGAUCCUGAUGUUCCAUUUACCGUGCUUGUGUGAUCUCUGCUAGUAACCCUGAUGUACUUCCUAUCUGUCACAGCAUUUUGUAAUGUCCUGCACGUUUGAAUGUGUGUAUGAAUGUGUGUAUGUAUGUAUGUAUGUAUGUAUGUGUGUAUGUGUUUGUUUUUGCUUCACAGCAUUUGCCAGUGAGUGCCAAUAUUUCUUUGUACCUGUGAUUUUUGUCUGGUUUUUGGAUGUAGGCACUCUUGGAGAGAGAUUCAUGCCAGUUUUAUGUGUUAAUAUUGUUUAUCUCAUCUGAAAUGAAAAAAAAGUCAUGUAUAGAUACAAUUGUUAUGCAAAAC
Molecule: messenger RNA, 2774 nt
Organism: Chanos chanos (milkfish)
Lineage: Eukaryota; Metazoa; Chordata; Actinopteri; Gonorynchiformes; Chanidae
Gene: ikbkg
Product: inhibitor of nuclear factor kappa B kinase regulatory subunit gamma
Exons: 16
Coding region: 216-2141 (641 amino acids)
Biological process (GO): positive regulation of canonical NF-kappaB signal transduction
Cellular component (GO): IkappaB kinase complex; nucleus; cytoplasm
Molecular function (GO): K63-linked polyubiquitin modification-dependent protein binding
Source: RefSeq, a predicted model, not a curated record